Camellia sinensis is the source of this 1305-nucleotide messenger RNA. It is a transcript of the gene FOLK, whose product is annotated as Phosphatidate cytidylyltransferase family protein. The record is from RefSeq and is a predicted model, not a curated record. Gene Ontology annotation, molecular function: kinase activity. NCBI's taxonomy places the organism in Eukaryota, Viridiplantae, Streptophyta, Magnoliopsida, Ericales, Theaceae.
GAAUUAUUAUAGCCCAGUAGGCGGCGAGCAGUUUUUAAAGGAGCAUUUGCCAUGGGAACAACUACUGCUGUCUUAGCUGAGCUCUGGCUGACCCGAUUCGUACCCGACCUCACCAAUCGGACUCCAAUCUCAGCCCUCCGACCUUACCUCCCUCUUCUCUGCCGUCCGAUCUCUUCUCCUCCUCUCUCCGCCGGCGCCGCCAGUCUCUCCAGUUUCAGACUCAGAUUCCGGAAUCCGAAACCCCAAAGAGUUCGCCGGAAUCUGACGUCAACGCCGGUUGCAUCCAUGUUCUCUGAAAACCCGGUCGUCGGCGACAUAUUCGCCGCCGUGUUUUCCGGCGGCGUCGCUCUCAGCUUGCUUCGAUUGUGGGGUGAGACUGCUAAACGAGGGCUCUUUGACCAGACACUAAAUAGGAAGCUUGUGCAUGUGAGCGUUGGGCUAGUUUUCAUGCUUUGCUGGCCACUAUUCAGUUCUGGUCAUCAGGGAGCAGUUAUAGCCUCUCUUAUUCCUGGCUUAAAUAUAAUAAAGAUGCUUCUAAUCGGACUUGGUAUAUGGAAGGAUGAGGCUACAGUCAAGUCAAUGAGCAGAUUUGGAGACUACAGGGAACUUCUGAAGGGCCCGCUAUACUACGCUGCGACAAUUACUUUGUCUUGUGCUAUUUAUUGGAGAAGUUCUCCAAUCGCAAUUGCAGCGAUUUGCAACCUUUGUGCUGGAGACGGUAUAGCCGACAUUGUUGGAAGGCGAUUUGGCAUUCAGAAAAUUCCCUACAACAGAAACAAAACCAUUGCUGGUAGCCUUGCAAUGGCAACUGCCGGUUUCAUAGCAUCUAUUGGGUUCAUGCACUAUUUUUCAUUGUUCGGAUAUGUUCAAGAAAGUUGGGAAAUGUGUUUGGGUUUCUUGGUUGUGUCUCUCGCAGCAACACUGGUUGAAUCCCACCCUAAAAGCACUGAGCUCGAUGACAAUCUCACAGUUCCCCUUGCUUCCGUGUUGGUGGGCAGUUUUAUCUUCUGAUUUCAAGCAAAUUUACAGUGAUGUUUCAGCCAACUCGAGCUGGGUAAUGUAUUGGUUUUUCAUCUUAGGAAUCUGUAUUAAUGUAUCGGCUUUUCUUCUUGGGAAUCUGUAUUCAUUUAGUUCCACAAAUUGUACGAGCAGUAGAACCAAGUAGUUCUUGUUGUAGUUCUCUGUAGAAUACCAAAUCUGUGUGCUCUUAAGCACACAAAUUGGAAUUACAUCUCUUGAUUUUAUGAAUUUCAGUCACUUCAAUUGUAUCUUUUAUGUAUUAAGCACACAAUAAUUUUUCCAACA